AUGCCAGCCACUCUCAUCACCGCCUACGAACCGGGCUCCAACGUCAACCUAGACUAUUACAUCAACACACACAUGCCCCGCGCCUUCGCGGGCUUCCAGCCCUACUGCAAACGGUGGAAGGUGGUACAGGCGGCGCCAGCGCCGGGUAUGGAACACCCGUUCGAAGUCAUGACGCUGGCUGAGUUCGAUAAGGUCGAAGAUAUCUGGGCGGCGUAUGCCGCGGAGGAAUUUAAGCCUGUCGCGCAGUGGAUUGUGGAUGAUUUGACCAAUUAUGCUCAGAAGAAGCCGCUGGUUUGGGUAGUUGAUGAGAAGGGAAGCGGUCCUUCGUCAUCUUGA
This is a messenger RNA of Pseudomassariella vexata, 336 nucleotides long. RefSeq lists its product as uncharacterized. The record is from RefSeq and is a predicted model, not a curated record. Lineage: Eukaryota; Fungi; Ascomycota; Sordariomycetes; Amphisphaeriales; Pseudomassariaceae. The transcript has a single exon. The coding region runs from base 1 to 336 and encodes 111 amino acids.